Molecule: messenger RNA, 1250 nt
Organism: Ceutorhynchus assimilis (cabbage seed weevil)
Lineage: Eukaryota; Metazoa; Arthropoda; Insecta; Coleoptera; Curculionidae
Source: the annotation of a GenBank genome assembly
CAACCACGAAACGCGAACGUCGGGACGUCGUUUGGAUACGGGUUUUUUCCGAUGUAAAAUACGACGUCGUAUUAUGUAGAGAUAAAAGUUGGAUAACUUUUUUUUUGAAAAUGUUUGAAAUAAUGGAUUACUGUUCUGGUUGGUAUAUAAGAUUUAAAAAUGCCACCUCAUAUUGUCGAGACUUUUAAGGAUUAAUUAGUGUUCAAGUGACUCAAGUUUAGUGUUUCAAAAAUGGACAAAUUUCUGGUCAGGAUCGUGGUGUUUUCCAUGUUUGCUUCCACUAAUUUCUGUAGGGUAAAACGGCAAGAGGACAACCAAAACUACCCGGAGGCCGAUAACGAAAUCGAACCCCUCAUAAUCGACCGAGGUCCGUAUUUCGAUAAAACGGUAUCGAAAAACGUUACUGCCCUAGUGGGGAAAACGACGUAUUUGGGCUGCAGGAUCCGGAAUUUGGGGAACAGAACGGUUUCCUGGAUAAGACACCGAGAUCUACACCUGCUGACCGUGAAUCGUUUCACCUACACAUCCGACCAGCGGUUUUCCGCCCUCCACAACCCUCAAACCGAGGACUGGACCUUACAAGUGCGCUACCCUCAAAGGAGGGAUGCCGGUACCUACGAAUGUCAAGUCGGUACCACGCCGCCCAUGGGCAUGUCGAUGUACUUAUCAGUAGUGGAGCCCAUAACGACCCUACUGGGAGGACCAGAAAUGUACAUCAACAAAGGAAGUACCAUGAAUUUGACGUGCAUAAUUAAACAAAGCCCCGAGCCACCACCGUCCAUUUAUUGGACACACGAUCAAUUGGAAAUCAACUACGAUUCACCAAGAGGUGGUGUUUCGGUGAUAACCGAAAAAGGUGACGUCACCGUUUCCUACUUGCUCAUACAACGUGCCACGGAAAAGGACAGCGGCAAAUACACGUGUCACCCUUCCAAUGCCAAUCCGAAAAGUUUAGCUGUGCACGUACUAAAUGGUGAAUAUCCAGCAGCAAUGCAACAUGGCGGCCAACUACGUCUACAAUAUCCGUUUGCUGUCUUGUUCCUGAGCCUCUUGGCCACCAUGGUAGUAGCCCCAUGAAAAACUUUUAUAUGUAUUUGGUUGGUGCUAAGUGUAAAUAAAUAGAACAUCGAACAAACAAAACAGUGACCAGUGUAAAUAUUAAAAGGCAAUAUUAGAAAUCUAAAAAUGUUUUUCAUGUUUGUGAAAUUCUACUUAUAUUAUAUUAUUUGAUUGUUUUUUGAAUAAAAACC